UGUCACAGCACCGAACCACUGAAGGAGAAAAACAGAACCUUUCAAAUAAUGAUGCCCUACAAUGUCCCUGUGAAGAUCUAUGAUUUUAAUUUUGGGGGAGAAUUCACUGACUACGACAAUGACACCACCACAAGAUCCUAUGAGGACUACUUUUGCCCUGAUACACAGUCGUCACUGGCUGGUGAUCCCCCACACCCUUUUGAAAAGAUCUUUGUGCCCGUAAUCUACGUGCUGAUAUUCCUUCUGGGAGCCUUGGGCAAUGCCCUAGUGUUGAUCAUCCUGGAGCGUUACAAGCGUGCCCGCACUACCACCGAGAACUUCCUCUUUCAUCUAACCCUGGCCAAUCUGGUGCUAGUGCUCACCUUGCCUUUUGGCGUGGCCGAGAGCUUGACUGGUUGGAUCUUCGGCACUUUCCUUUGCAAAGUCCUCAGUGCUAUCCACAAGAUCAACUUCUACUGCAGCAGCAUGCUCCUGGGCUGCAUCAGUGUGGACCGCUACCUGGCCAUAGUGUAUGCUAUCCAUACCUACAGGAAUCGCAGAGUCAGGUCUAUCCACCUCACCUGCAUGGCCAUUUGGUUCAUCUCCCUGGUGCUGACCUUGCCUGAUCUAGUGCUAAUGGAAGUCUGGUUAUACAAUAAUCAAACUGUGUGCAGCUUACAGCAAGCUGGGAUUCAUGGCAGCAACAUGUGGCUGGCAACCCGCUUCCUGUAUCACAUUGUGGGUUUCUUAAUGCCCCUGCUGGUCAUGUGCUACUGCUAUUCAGCCAUUGUGAGGGCCCUAUGCCAGUCCCAGCGACUGCAAAGGCAGAAGGCUGUAAGAGUGGCUAUUCUGGUCACAGGAGUGUUCUUACUCUGUUGGAGCCCUUAUCAUGUUGUCAUCUUUUUGGACACACUAGACAAGCUGGAAAUCAUACCAAACAACUGUGGCUUGGCAGACCGUCUGAGCAUGAGCAUCAUAGUGACAGAAGUGUUAGGCUUCACGCAUUGCUGUCUCAACCCUGUCCUCUAUGCCUUUGUCGGAGUCAAGUUCCGCAAUGACUUCUUCCGGAUCCUCCGGGACCUGGGCUGCAUAAGCCAAGAGACUCUGCAGGAGAUCCUUGAUGUGACAAGGAAGAGCAGUGGGAUCGAAUCGGACACCAUCACUUCUGUCAGCACCUUCUAGUGGGGAAAGAACUGGGCAUGAGGCAGAGAUAGUUCCUGGCCAGCAUCAUAUCAAGUGCCCUUGGCUCAGGAUCCAACUCUGCCCCACAGUAUCAUCCCUACCACUUCCCUCCUCUCCGUAACAAGAGUUCUGAAGGCCACCAUUCAAAGAGCAAGUUCUUGCCAACUGCUAUCACAUAGUUACUCCCUGUGCUAAGUAUAUGGAGAAGUGGUUUGCAGUUGCCCUGGGCAAACACUGACUUUACGUAGCUACCAUUGCAAAGGGGCUGGAGCCUGGGACCCUAGUAAGUUGAUUCUGAUACUGCACCCUCCCCACUGGAGGAGCCGAUUAUGGGAGCCUCAUGUGUUAAACCGACAAGAAAACUAGGCCCUUAGAGAGUGAUAUAUAGGAGACUCUAAAAGACAGCGAGAUUUGUCAGAGAAAUGAAAGAGCGCAAUUUCAUCUGUGCCAUUUCUCAAAGUGCUCAGAAGAAAUAUAGCCUGAUUGCCUUUACUGAACUACAGGUCUGAGUUUAAUGAAAGUUAUGUAAAAGAUGAAGACUAUUAGAGUAUGUCGCAGUUACUCAGAUACGUAGCUGCAUGGUACUUACCAUUCUGCUCCAUCCAAAGGACUGGACACUGCUCUGACUGCACCACAGAAUCUGGAAGAAGAAGAGGCCUGUAAGGCAGCCAGCUCAUUUCCUCCUACCAGUGUGGAAGUGUCUCCUGUUGCAUCUUUCCUGGGGCUUUGGUCAGGUUGGGAGCCUCCAUCCCAAGUGGUGGCAUUUCUGUGACCCACAUUGGGAGACUCUUCCACAGGCCUAAAAACUUUAAUGUCAGGCUUUCCUGCCCAUCAGGUGAAUAGUCUCUGAGCAGGCCCUGCCACUCAACAUUGGCACAGACCCUCUCCUGUGUUGAUUUCUGGGAAAAAGUGGGGCAACAAGGCUGCAUAGAAUCGUAGAAUACUAGGAUUGGAAGGGACCUCGAGAGGUCACUGA
Molecule: messenger RNA, 2137 nt
Organism: Pelodiscus sinensis (Chinese soft-shelled turtle)
Lineage: Eukaryota; Metazoa; Chordata; Testudines; Trionychidae
Gene: CXCR5
Product: C-X-C motif chemokine receptor 5
Biological process (GO): B cell activation; positive regulation of cytosolic calcium ion concentration; lymph node development
Cellular component (GO): external side of plasma membrane; membrane
Molecular function (GO): C-C chemokine receptor activity; C-C chemokine binding; C-X-C chemokine receptor activity
Source: RefSeq, a predicted model, not a curated record